Sebastes umbrosus (honeycomb rockfish) is the source of this 1059-nucleotide messenger RNA. RefSeq names its product peroxiredoxin 3 (gene prdx3). The transcript is spliced from 8 exons. Gene Ontology annotation, biological process: cell redox homeostasis; cellular response to stress; response to oxidative stress. Gene Ontology annotation, molecular function: thioredoxin peroxidase activity. Gene Ontology annotation, cellular component: mitochondrion; cytosol. Bases 189 to 935 code for a protein of 248 amino acids. NCBI's taxonomy places the organism in Eukaryota, Metazoa, Chordata, Actinopteri, Perciformes, Sebastidae. The record is from RefSeq and is a predicted model, not a curated record.
GCCGACAGGAUUUCCACUGGAAUCAAACACUUGGAUCCCAUCUUCUGACUCCUCACUUCUGACAGUCAACACAUUGAAGAAGGCCAGAGCAGCUGGAGAGAGUUAACACAACAUAUUACAGGUUUGCGUGGAGCACGUGGGCAAGUGACGCAAUAAUCUGCUCACACCGCUUUCUGUCAUAAUCCAAAAUGGCAGCCACCAUCGGGAGCCUCUUCAGGACCUCUGCAAGAGUUGCAGCAGGAGGGUUGAACGUGAUAGCAGCCUGUCGACAUGGAGCAUCUGGAGCUGCAAGAAUCCUCACCGCCCCGUCGCUUCAGAGAGCCUGUUUCUCUACCAGCUCUUCCAGAUGGAGCCCUGCUGUCACUCAGCCUGCUCCUGCUUUUAAGGCCACAGCUGUCCACAACGGGGAGUUCAAGGAGAUGAGCCUCGCUGAUUUCAAAGGCAAAUACCUGGUCCUCUUCUUCUACCCGCUGGACUUCACCUUUGUGUGUCCAACGGAGAUCAUCUCAUUCAGCGACAAGGCCAGCGAGUUCCACGACAUCAACUGUGAGGUGGUGGGCGUGUCUGUGGACUCUCACUUCACCCACCUGGCAUGGACCAACACGCCACGCAAGACUGGAGGCUUGGGCCACAUCCACAUCCCCCUACUGUCUGACCUCAACAAGCAGAUCUCUAGAGACUACGGGGUGCUGCUGGAGGAUCCAGGCAUUGCACUCAGGGGCCUGUUUGUCAUUGAUCCAAACGGUGUUGUGAAACACAUGAGUGUGAACGACCUUCCGGUGGGCCGUUGUGUAGAAGAGACGCUUCGUAUCGUGAAGGCGUUCCAGUUUGUGGAGACGCACGGUGAGGUGUGUCCAGCCAGCUGGACCCCCGAUUCCCCAACGAUUAAACCAACCCCAGAGGGAUCCAAGGAAUACUUUGAAAAAGUCAACUGAAGGACACAAAGUUCACAACUUGUACACCUAAAAAUAAAUGUCACUCUCUGUUAGUUUAUACAGUAAGUUGUCUUUACUCAUACAGCUGGAUACAAACUAAUAAAUAUAUUCUUUAUAAAUGGCA